Molecule: messenger RNA, 4645 nt
Organism: Hypanus sabinus (Atlantic stingray)
Lineage: Eukaryota; Metazoa; Chordata; Chondrichthyes; Myliobatiformes; Dasyatidae
Product: hyccin 2-like
Exons: 12
Coding region: 186-1856 (556 amino acids)
Biological process (GO): protein localization to plasma membrane; phosphatidylinositol phosphate biosynthetic process
Cellular component (GO): plasma membrane
Source: RefSeq, a predicted model, not a curated record
GGUUCUCGGAUGGAGGGAAGCUGGAGGCCGGCUCCUGGAUGUUAUUGAGGGAGGAGAAUGCGGCGAGCCGCCGGGAGCGGGCCGCUGCUCCGGGCCUGAGAGCACGGCCGCUUAGCACUUGGGCCCGUCGACACAAAAAUAGCCUCCUCAGGCCACACAGGUAACUGGAAGUGAGGAUUAAAAAGAUGCUGGACUCUGACAGAGGGGUUGUGGAGGACUGGCUCUCCCAAUUCAAGACUGUCCCUGAAACUCAGAUAUCCACUUAUGCAGCAACCCUCCACCAGAACAAUACAAUAGUGCCAGCUCUGUACAAAGUCAUCCAGGACCCCAGCAAUGAGUUAUUGGAACCUGUCUGUCAUCAGCUAUUUGAGUUGUAUCGGAGCUCUGAGGUGAAACUAAAGAGGUUUACACUCCAGUUUUUGCCUGAACUGAUCUGGGGAUAUUUGCGCAUCACAUCAAGCAGAGAGAGACAUUGCAAUGGCUGCAUUGAAGCUUUGCUACUUGGUAUCUACAAUCUGGAGAUAGUGGAUAGAGAUGGAAACAAUAAGGUCCUGUCUUUUACAAUCCCGUCACUGUCCAAGCCAUCAGUAUAUCAUGAGCCUUCAAGCAUAGGCUCCAUGGCCCUGACUGAAGGAGCACUUAGUCAGCAUGACCUAAUCCGAGUGGUGUAUAGUGACCUUCACCCACAGAGGGAAAACUUUACCGCACAGAACAGGUUUGAAGUGCUAAGUUUCCUUAUGUUGUGCUAUAAUUCUGCAGUGGUCUGCAUGCCUAAAUCCUCCUACCGCUCCCUCUGCAGUGUGUGCUCAAGGUUAUGCAUUUCUGGGUUUCCACGACAAAGGCAGAAGAUGUGGAAUGAGACUUGUGGUCGGGUAAUGCUGGAUCCAGAGUUUAUGGUGCAGAUGUUGACAGCUGUUUAUCAUACCAUAUACAACGGAGAGUGGGAGAUGGGCCAGGAAGCACUGGAGGACCUCUUGUACAGGGCACAGUUAGAACUGUACUCUCAACCGCUGUUGGUGGCUAAUGCAAUGAAGAGCUCAUUGCCUUUCGACGCUCCCGACAUUUCUAAAGUGGGUCGGAAGUGCCUGCAGGUAGAGGUUACACCAACAGUACCCAGGAUAUCCCGCACUGCCAUCACCACUGCGUCCAUACGAAGGCAUCGCUGGAAGAGAGAAAAUUGUAUUGACCUCACAUUUGAUGCUGAGUCAAGCGACCCCACCUCCCUAAUCUGUGACUCGUCUGAAUUGGCCGGACAGCGUGAGAGGAAUGGGGAGGGGAUGCCAGUGUCCCCCAGACACAGUCAGCAGGAACCAGCAUCUGUGGCAACGGCAGAGGAUCUGAAUGCUGCAAGCGGAGGAGAGGAGCCCAUACACGUCACUGACGCAGACGAGGGAUUCUCAUCGGGGGCAUCUAGUAGCAGCCAGCCGAGUGGGUCCAAGAGUAGCAGUCUGAAGAAAGGCCCCAGCAGCUUAUUAAACCGGGAUAGAGAUCAGGCGGAAGGGACUCGCAAGCUCCUGGCAGCCCGCUCUGCCACUGACAACGUGGAGCUGACUCCUGUGAAGAAGCACCUGCUGACCACAAGUGGUUCGCCGGUAUCCAAGGCAGGAGCUGUUGGCUUGGUGCGGACGGCCAGCACCUCCUCCACCAGAUCCUUUGACCGGGUUAACGGGAGCCAGGCCUUGGAUGGGAGCUCCAAUCUGGCCAUCAGCAACACUAACAGGUUUUCGACCAUCAGCCUCCAGGAAGAGAGGCUGGGCCAAGACAGCGAGGCUAAGGAGCUGCUUUCCCCAGGAGCUCCACUAACCAAACAGUCCCGAUCGCCCAGCUUUAACAUGCAGCUCAUUUCCCAGGUAUAGGCAACCACAGUCUCUGCCUUCCUUAUCCAAUCAGUACUGUCUGGAUUUUUUUUUAAACUUCAUUCUCAGUGGGAACUGCCCCCCUUCCCCAACUCGCUGACCUUUCCUGAUUUCUGAUCUAUUCCACGUGAUGAUUAUUGUGCAGAAUAAAUAAACUAUUUUGUAUUGGAAGAGCAAUAAAAGGAGUCUGUAGGAAGUGGACUGUGGUGUGCUGUAUGGCUCACACACAGUCUGCUCCCUACCUCGUCUUCGGGUGAUGUGCAAUCCAUUGGUACCAGUCCAGACUCAGUACUGGAACUUCAGACCUUCCACGGCAGGUGAUUCUCCGAUGUGCCCAGCUCUCUUUGAUUUUGCAGUCUGACACUGACUGUCUCUCUCAUAGACUGGUCCAUUUUUUUUCAGAGUACACUUUGCUGCCUUCAAAAAGGCCCAAACAUUCUUUUGCUUUCUCUUAAUAGAAAAAUGAACUUUGUAUUGCCACAGGCAGGGAAGAUCGCCAGAGGAGUAGUUUUAUAUUGGAGCAGCCCAGUGAAUGCAUAUGGCUACAAAGCAUUCUGACUGCAGUUUACUGGGCUGACACCUGACCCACUUCACUAAGCUUAGGCUUUAGGAAAACAAUCUUAAGAUUUGAAAAGCUGUUCCCUUGUGAUGUGUUCAAAUCAAUAUUGAAUUGGAAUGCUUUAACUGUAUAGUUAAACAACAUUACCACUGAAACUGUAAAGGGUGGCAGUUUCUCAUUGUAGUCAUUCCUUUGCCCCUCUCAUAUGUCUCAUGAUGAGGUGAUAGUUGUAGAGCUGACACUACACUAUUUUUCAUAUUUUUAAAAGAAUUUGUGUACCAGGGUGGGAUUUGGAGCAUUAAGCAAAGACUGACCAUUUAGCAUUUGUAAAACAGCACUGGAAAUGUUACCUUUCAUUCCGAUUCUCCCUAAAUGCUGAUAUUCAUUACACUGGGGCUCAGGUGGCCAGAAUGACUAGUCCAUUGGGCAUGUCUUUCCAGAAUCAUUAAUUCCUGGAUCAUAAUCAUUUUCCAAUAGCCAUUCAUUGUAUGAUGAGUUCAUUUGGUGUGCAACAAAGGAAACUUGGCACUAACCUUUUGGACUCACUUCCUGCACUGGUUACUGAUAUCUACCCCUAACUUUGCAAGGUUGUGUGCACCUGUAUUUGCACACUUAGCAACACGUCUGUUUCUACCUGUACAUCUUUAUGUCAUGAACAAUGGAUGGUUGCUGAUGAGUUUCAUGUGUGCACAGACAUCUGCACUAAUGCCAAAGAGUUCUGGAGUGAUGUUGAGGAAGCUAGCUCUGUUCAACCUGAGCCAGGCCUAAGUUCAUGGCAAUGAUUUGAGUCAUCUUUGUGGGUUUGUAGCUGAUUUUUAUUAAAAAGAUGGUUAGUCUUUUUUUGUGAUAGUCUUGAUGCUUUCAGUUACUUGAUUAGAUCUUGAACACCUAUUGUGAAUAUCACUCCUCCAUCUUGGACUUGUUUUGGGAAAAGCCACAGUACAUGGAAAUAUUUUCUCUUUACUUCAACUCUGGAGCACACAAGAAUGGGGUUUCCUGGGAUCAGAAUACUUUCAGUCUGGAGUUUAUUUUUUUGAUGCAUCUAUUUUUUUCUAAACAAGAAACCCUAGAAGGGUACACAAACCUUUGCCUCCAGAUUCUGCACUCUAUCCUCUUUGUAAAGGAAUGUUUGGGAUCCUUGGAAUGUUAAACCUCACUGCCACUCCCAACGAAUACACUGCCAGGCCAAUUUGUCUGGCCAAGGAAAGUUCUCCCUGAGCAUGGGGGAUGCUUCCAGUUUGGAGACCAAUGUCUGGGCAGGUGUGGUGGAAUCUAUGCCUAAGGGGUCUUUGUUUUAAGCAGGUAAAGUUGCAUUUGAUUAGGCUGCGGCCUAACCAUUAUACUGUUGGAUUAAUUCUAGUAUGUUGUUUAGCUAUAACUGAUAUCGAGGUAUAAAUUAAAAUGAUUUUUGUUUUGCACAUUUUGAUUUUACAUUCCGCCAUGCGUGGGUGCAUGAUGGCCUGAGAUUAAGCCACCUCUUUAUGUUCCAAUUUUCUUUCACAAGUGACCGCUAAUUAGGCAAGAGAUCUUUUAAGGCUCAGUUUCUACAGUACAUGUUUGAUUGAGCAACACAGGUAUUAAAUUUGUGUUUAAUCUUUAUGGAAAUGGGACAGUGAUCCUUUUUUAAUCUCUAGCGAUCUCACCAUCUAUGGAGCUAAUGGACCUGCAGGAAUCAACCCAUUAUCUGCAAAUUUAAACUGCUGUGUUUGUUUGGUCUUCUGUCUUGGUGCUUGUGAACAGAUAUAAAUAAAAGUAUUUAUUUUGCCCGAAGAAUGUUCAGCUGUGUGAGCAAAUCCAGUGACUGGUUCAGCUGGAGGCUUCAAGUAGGAGAAGAAAACUUUCUCAUCCCUCCAGCUGUUCUGGUGAGUGGUUAGAUCCAUAAUCUACCGAAAAGUGAGUAUGUUCGGACUAGAAUGUUCCUGAGAGAUUCUCAAUAGUCAGGGAGCUGCACUUGGGUGGGGUUAAAGGAGCAAAAGUAGAAUCUAGUGGAAAUUCGAGUCUCGCUGAUUGGAUUGGUGCAUGUAAAUCUGUCAUUCUUUGAACAAAAAUCUUUUUUUAAAUUAAAAAAAACUAUACUGUUUAAGUAAGAUGUGAAUGUGAUAUUGUAAAUACCUGUCAGAUUAAAGAUUUUAAAUGUGUAAAUACAGAUGUAUAAACAUUCAGAUCAGUCUGCAAUGCAGAGAAAUUAUCUAUCUGUAAUCUCAUUUCCUGGAAUAAAUACUGUGCUGUU